AAUCAUUCACGUUUAUAUAUCCAAUGGAAUUAUCUGAUUAAAGAAUAUUUCUGCAACAAUACAAUGAUACAUAAACAUGUCGAGAUGCCUGCGGAUCUUCGGGGCGUACUCGUACCGGCUGACGAGGCGACACUCCACCCUGCUCCUCAUAGCGUUCCUCAUCGUGACCCUCACCGUCAUCUUCCACCUCUACUCGCACAGGCACCAUCACCAUCACCACACGCAAACAAGCAUCGGUGACUUUGACUACCAACCGGGCGCGUUCCUCAAGGGACAGCAACCUAACGAAAACAAAACGUAUUGCCAAUUUAAUUAUGGCCUCCCAGACACUCUUAAAUGGGGAACCUUCCGUGUAAUGCCUACUCCGGAAGCUGGUCUACAGAGCCCUUAUAGAGUCAUCUACAAUGCUGUCAAGGGCACUGCGUACUCAAACCACAGCAAAUAUAAUGCAGUCACAUACGCUACUCAAGCGACACCGGAGUACAUUUAUCAUAUAGUCGAAAUAGCCAGAUAUUGGGACGGCCCUAUCAGUCUCUCAGUUUUUGUACCUAAUUACGAUCUGGAUAUCACUAUGCAGAUCAUGAAUCAACUCUGCCGCUGCUAUUCCGGAAUGUCAAAAGUGUCACUCCACCUUUUCUAUCCUAAAAAACAUCCGCCUAAAUUACAAAGCAAAGAACAACGCACUACGACGACAGAAAUGCCGACAACUACUUCAAAUAUAACCAUAGAAGAAAUCUUACAGAAGAAACUGGAUAAUUACAGGAAAUUAGAUAAUAAGACUAGAUAUGAAUACAUUCAACGGGCGAGGAAGAGUAAAAUCGAGAGAAUGAUGUCGCGAAUGCCGUCGAAAAGAAUAUUUGCCCCCAAUAUGGUGUUCAACGAUUGUUCUGGUAUCGAUUAUGGUAUGAUGACAUUCAAGAAGGACAACAAUUUGAUAUAUCAUAUAAAUGUAGGUAGAAACGUCGCUCGAAACGCGUCAAGGACAAACUAUUUCAUUGUUUCUGACAUUGAAAUGGUGCCAAGUGACGGACUGGCGCCCAAAUUUUUGACCAUGGUUAGAAAACUCAUGGGGGACAAGAAAAGAGAUGAGGGUUGCAUUUUCGGAAAGACUGUUUUCGUCGUGCCAUUGUUUGAGGUGGAAAAGGGAGAGCAGAUUCCGCGCGACAAGGACACAUUGGUUAAAAUGGUAGCUGCGAACCGUGCUAUGUAUUUUCAUCAGAAAUUCUGCUCACACUGCCAAAGGUUCCCUGGUCUACAAACUUGGCUCACUCGACCGUCGCCAGGCAUCGUCGAGCCCAUGCUGAUAGCACGGCGGGAGUACCCGUUCCAUAGAUGGGAGCCUUUGUACUUCGGCACGCGGAAGGAGCCCUGGUACAGCGAGGGGCUCUCGUGGGAGGGACGGCAGGACAAAAUGACACAGAUGCUGGAGCUCUGUCUGCAAGAGUACCGGCUGGUCGUACUUGAUGGAGGGUUCCUUUGCCACGCGGCGGCGCGCGCGCCGGCGCGUCACACCCGCGCUGAGCGCGCCAACACGCAACAGUACCAUAAGAUCAUCGCCGCGCUCAAGGCUCAGUACCCUGAUCGACCUGCUUGUAAGCUUAUGUGGGGAUGUAAUACUUGAGCGUCUUGCUCUGGCAAGAGUACAGCCUGGC
Cydia amplana is the source of this 1652-nucleotide messenger RNA. Its product is annotated as beta-1,4-glucuronyltransferase 1-like. NCBI's taxonomy places the organism in Eukaryota, Metazoa, Arthropoda, Insecta, Lepidoptera, Tortricidae. The transcript is spliced from 4 exons. The record is from RefSeq and is a predicted model, not a curated record. The coding region runs from base 77 to 1621 and encodes 514 amino acids.